AUGCGUGAGCCGCUGUAUAAGUAUCCAGAGUGCCGGCCGACGAAUAAGGGAAGAGAAUACAUCGGGAAGGUGAGUAAGAUGGAAUCAGGAAAGGAGUGUCUGAGAUGGGACACUCAGCCCAACGGAACACCCGACGAUUUUCUCGAAAACGUCACAUAUUCUGACCACUUCCCCAACCUGGAUACCUGGUCUCACAAUAACUACUGUCGCAACCCAUCCGGAAGGGAGAGGCCAUGGUGUUUCGUCACGGACGAAGAUGUAGAAUGGGAAUAUUGUGAUAUCCCCAUGUGCACGGAUACGGACCCUCCAGAGUGCAAGAUAACUCAACAAGGCGGUGAAUACGUUGGAAGGAAGAACGUGAGCCAUUCAGGUUUCGCAUGCAAACCUUGGGGGGAACCUUGGAUGAGCAACUUCACUGGAAUUGUGGAUUUCUCACCGGGAUUUCCGGAUUACAAAGGAACUGAGGAGACACACAACUUCUGUCGCAACCCUGAUGGAAAGGUCGCUCCGUGGUGUUUCAUUGAAAAUGAAUAUUUUGACUCAGAAUUCUGUGACAUUCCCUUCUGCGAGAUCCAAGAAGUUCAAGUUGGACCAGAGGGGAACGUGGAAAAGCCAUGGUGCUUCGUCUCUGACCCAGACAUCGAGUGGGAAUACUGCGAAAUUCCCUUCUGUCAUAACCUCGGUGCGUCCCUCGAUUCCAUCGUGGUGAAAAUGGCUGAUUCACAACUUGAGCGGAAGUCGCCCGAAUGCAAGCUGACGCGAAGCGGCGGAGAAUAUGUCGGACGGCGGAAUGCGACCAUAUCGGGAUUUCCGUGCCAACAUUGGCUGGCUCGAUUUCCACGUGAUUCCAGUUCGAUUACUGCCUCUUUAUCAGCAUUUUCAGAUGAAGUCGAUGGGAGCCACAACUUCUGCCGCAACCCCGAUGCCAGAGGCCAUGGUCCAUGGUGUUUUUCGUACAACGAGCACGAAUGGGAAUAUUGCGAUGUUCCCUUUUGUCCUGGGACAGAAGGAGAACGAUGCGAUAUUCGUGUCUCGGGAAAUUGCAUAAGUGGGUCUUCUCUCUUCGUUUUCUUGACUUUCCUCCGACCCCUCAGUACCAUUUUCCCUGCCAUCGUGAAACAUCAUUCCAUAAAUGGUCUCACCUAUCUCCUACCCUUUCCUUCCUACCUUAUUUUGUGCAUCACAUUCUGCCAUUGCUUCCUUUUAAACCAGGUCCAUUGGAGUGCAAGAAAAACAAAAGAGGAGACAAGUAUAUGGGAACGAAGAAUGUUACGAAAUCCGAGUUGGAUGAGCGUUUUGCCCAAUGACAUCUCAAGAGCAGCUCAGUAUUUGAAAUUUGAAUCAUUCCCAGACGACUUGCAUCCUUCUCACAACUUUUGUCGGAAUCCUGACGCCCAAUCGGGCGGGCCUUGGUGUUAUAACGGAGCUGGAACUGAUCCCGAAUGGGAAGAAUGUAAUAUCAAGAUAUGCUGA
Messenger RNA from Darwinula stevensoni, 1473 nucleotides. Lineage: Eukaryota; Metazoa; Arthropoda; Ostracoda; Podocopida; Darwinulidae. The record is from the annotation of a GenBank genome assembly.